Messenger RNA from Spodoptera litura, 2740 nucleotides. Its product is annotated as tyrosine aminotransferase-like. Gene Ontology annotation, molecular function: L-tyrosine:2-oxoglutarate transaminase activity; pyridoxal phosphate binding. The record is from RefSeq and is a predicted model, not a curated record. Lineage: Eukaryota; Metazoa; Arthropoda; Insecta; Lepidoptera; Noctuidae. Gene Ontology annotation, biological process: L-tyrosine catabolic process; biosynthetic process; L-phenylalanine catabolic process.
CUAUGAAAAUGUCGUGCCGAUUACGGGACCGUAAAGAAUGGGACGUACGGGCUUCUACUUUAGCCCGAAAUACAUUCAAUCCCAUAAGAGAUAUUAUCGAAACACUUAAAAUUAAACCGAAUCCGGAUAUACCGUACAUCGCCCUCUCAGUAGGCGAUCCAACUGCUUUCGGUAAUCUGCAACCUUCUGAGAACAUCAUUGACACUAUUUGUGAGAUGGCCAGGUUAAAUGAUUCUCGCAGCUAUGGGCCUACCAUUGGACACUGGGAGGCUAGACAGGCGGUAGCAGAAUACAGUGCUCACCAGGGUCCUGUGACGGCAGACGACGUGAUCCUCUGCAGUGGCUGCUCACACGCCAUUGAUAUAACCCUCAGUGUCAUCGCUGACGCUGGACAAAACGUUCUCAUUCCACGACCUGGUUACUUGAUACACAAGACUCUUGGAGAAGGAUUGGGGAUCGUUAUCAAGUAUUAUGAUUUAUUGCCUGACGAGGACUGGCAAAUCGACCUAGUGAGCCUGGAGAGCCAAAUAGAUGAAAAUACAGCAGCUAUCAUCGUGAAUAAUCCAUCUAACCCGUGCGGCUCAGUUUAUACCAAGAAACAUUUAAAAGACAUUAUCGAGGUGGCAUUGAGAAAUCGCGUGCCGAUAAUUGCGGACGAAAUUUACGAACACUUCGUUUUCUCCAAACACGAAUUCACUUCAUUAUCGUCUCUUUCUAAGGAUGUCCCAGUUAUAACAUGCAGCGGAGUCACGAAAAGAUUUCUUAUUCCCGGUUGGCGAAUGGGUUGGAUAAUCAUACACGACCGUAACAAUAUUCUGGGUAAAGAAGUCCGCAAAGGCCUGUUUAGUAUGUCAACGCGGAUUUUGGGACCGAAUACAUUGCUGCAGAGAGCUCUCCCGAGAAUUCUGAAGGAAACUCCACAGAGUUUCUUUGACGACACGAUGAGGUUUAUUGAGAAUCAAGCACAUUUGGCUUAUCAGGAGCUACAAAAGUCCCCGGCUUUACGUCCGAUCAUGCCUCAAGGGUCCAUGUACAUGGUGGUUGAAAUCAAAAUGUCGUUGUUUCCUAAAUUCGAGAAUGAACUUCAAUUUAUUUCUCAACUCUGCAACGAGCAGUCGGUUCUAUGCAUUCCUGGGGAGUGUUUUAACUACCCCAACUACAUUCGACUUGUACUGACUGUACCCGAAGACAUCUUGAGAGAAGCAUGCCACAGAAUCACAAAGUUUUGUGAUGAACAUAUGAUGAAAGAGAAAUUAAAAAUACCGGAUAAUGAUAUUGUUUCCAUCGUCAACGGGAAGUCAUCAGAGGUGUCUUCGAAGCAGCAAAUGUUGAAGAAUAUAUCUUAAUUUUCUCUCUAAUUCUGGGCCUGCGCAUUAGAGGGACUUUUGUCCACUUGAUUUGACUUGAUACUUAAUAUUAUAAAUGCGAAAGUUUGUGAGUUUGUGUGUUUGUUUGUAACUCAACCAAGUCAAAACGGCUGAAAGGAUAGAGUUGUUUGGAUCAGGGAUAGAUUAUUGUCUGGAAUAAUAUAUUGGCUAUAUUUUAUCCCACGGGCAAGCGGGUGAACCGGUGAACCCGCUGGCAUAAGCUAGUUAGUUUAUAAGGGAUUUACCCGAUCUUACUGGUAUAUGAGUAUACAUAUAGUUGGCUCAAAUUUAUUGGUGAAUGUUUUCACUGUCCAUCAUUGAUUGUGGUCCUUUAGCAGACAACAGUCCCUAGGUUGCGAAGGUCCUUGAAUAUACUUAUAUUUACAUCUUAUGUUACAGGUGUAACAACCUGCUCUGUAAUCUGAUUGCUCUGUUACUUAUACAUAUUUAGAACUACUUAUCGAGUAAGGAGUCUCAGAUCUGCGAUACUUGGGACGCCCAAAAUAUAUGUUACUGAGUUUCUGGCAACAGACUCGCCAUCUUCAAUCAAAUCAAUGUCAGAGUACAAAAACGUAGUGCUUGCUGCAACAAUGUAUAUUUUAUUACCUGCAUAAUGAUGUUAUUGCUAAGGAUAGUUCAUAAGUAAUGAAUUUAAUUUAAUGUAACCAUAUUAUGAAUAAGGACGAACAAAACUAUAUAUAGGUAGGAGGUAGGUACCUACCUAUAUAUAGUGUUAUAGAUGUACAUCACAAUUACACAGUAAACCUGGCCCCAGACGAUCUAAAAUCUGGACAAUUUAUCAACAGUCAAAAAUUACUAACGAAGUACCAGGCAGGCCAAGUGGCCAGGCAUGGCCAUCACGGAGGAUGUUUUCUUUGCCAAUCUUAGGGAACAUGAACAUUGCACCCUGUUCCUUACAAUCAAAUAUGAGCUUCAUGGAAGGACCAAUAUUUUAUCUAUUAACUAUUGUUGCCGUAUUAACGACUAUGUUGUUGAAUAUUUUCUAAGUAAAAAGUAUACUGAUGUUAACGAAGCGCCUAAAAAAUAAUGAGAGACGCAGGUAGCCUGCUCAAUGUUUGCUUGCUAUUUUAAUGACACUUGUAUCGAAUUUAAAUGUUGCACAAACAUUAUUAAACAACGCAAGCUGUAGAAAGCAGAUGUUAAAUGUACUAUUUUUAUUCGUGUUUAUUAAUCCAGUUCUUUUUGUGUAUAAUUUUAUAAUAUUUAAUACUAGAUAAGGCCUUUAAAAGUAGUCGAAUAUUUGUUGUUUUUAUAAUACUUAUUGUAAGAUUUCUUAAUACAUUAACUGUAUAGACAAAUAUAUUAUUUAAUGUUAUUUGUUUUCUUGAUUCUAUAUCAUCGUGUAUAUCAAU